Molecule: messenger RNA, 2318 nt
Organism: Phycodurus eques (leafy seadragon)
Lineage: Eukaryota; Metazoa; Chordata; Actinopteri; Syngnathiformes; Syngnathidae
Gene: jam3a
Product: junctional adhesion molecule 3a
Exons: 9
Coding region: 371-1303 (310 amino acids)
Biological process (GO): cell adhesion; angiogenesis
Molecular function (GO): protein homodimerization activity; protein heterodimerization activity
Source: RefSeq, a predicted model, not a curated record
CGCACAUAAGCUCGUGUCGCCGUUACGGACGCUCGUAGAGCGGCAGCCGCUCACUCAGCUAACAUUCGGAGCAGCCCAGCCGCCGCUAAGUUAGCUCGACGUAAAAACAGGUUGAAAGGCACGUUCGACGGUUACGUAUAGUUACUCACUCGGGGGACUGAACGUUCGUCAAAGAGAGCAAUGACGUCGCCUCUUUUACGUGAGCAACUCUUUCGUGCGUCGGCGUGCACGUUGGUAGUUCCGCUUUCACUCCUCGACUUGAUUUGAGUUCGCGGCAGGCGGCCGCCGGUGGGACGCGAGCUCGUUGUUAAUUGUUGCGGGUUAUUAUCGCACGUGACGCGGUUAUAGGUCAGCUGCAUUGUCGGUCGCGAUGGCGAGGAGCGGGAGGACAACAUCUGCCUUGUGUGCGCCGUCACUUUGGCUCGUCGUGUGCGCCUUCAUGUUCCACAUCCCAUCAUCGCUCGCAGUAAUCCUCCGGACCACGGACAAGAUCGUGUGGGCAAAUGAGUUUGAGCCCGUCGAGCUGACCUGCUUAAUAGAGUCCAUCUCCACCAACAACCCAAGGAUUGAGUGGAAGAAGAUUAGGAAUGGCAUCCCGAGCUAUGUGUACUUUCAAAAGAAGAUAGCAGGCGACUUGGAGAACAGGGCGCAGCUCAGAGAGCCGGCAAACAUUGUGAUCUUCAAUGCCACCCGCGCAGACACGGCCGAGUACCGCUGCGAGGUGGCCGCCAUCGACGAUCAGAGGGACUUUGAUGAGAUUCUCAUUAGUCUUGCAGUGAGAGUGAAACCCGUGGUGCCCCGAUGCAGCGUGCCCGAGGCGGUCACGGUGGGCACAUCGUCCGAGCUCAGGUGUCUGGAGAACGAGGGUUUCCCGGCACCCAUCUACCGCUGGUUCCACAACAACGAGGAGCUUCCCCAGGACCCCAAGAACACGCCCAAGUUUAUCAACGCCACAUACACCAUUAACACGGACACCGGAAGCCUGAAAUUCCGCAGGGUGAGGAAGGAAGACGCGGGGGAGUACUAUUGCCAAGCCAUGAAUGACGCAGGUCACGCCCAGUGUCCCUCCCAGUGGAUGGAAGUCUAUGAUGUCAACGUCCUCAACAUUGUUCUCAAGUCUGUCGGCGGAGUGCUAGCGGUCAUUUCUGUGAUGGGUUGCAUUUGGCAUUGCGUUCCACGCGUCUUCUCCACCAAAAAAGGCCACAAUGAAAACGAAUUCACUUGGCCGGCACAGAAUGACGGAGUCGACUAUGGCGAUGCAGAUGAGGGACAUUUCCGCCACAAGUCGUCAUUCAUCAUCUGACAUUAAGUAGAAGUGACGACGAGGUUAAUGUGCAACAACAAUGGCACGUUCGGUUAAGUUCAAGCUGUAACAUGGCACACACUGAUGCACAUCGAAAUCAAACCAACUUGCCAAAGUAAUGUUCUAUAUGGUUUUGUGACACUAGUUUGUUUUUAUAGCGUUGACAGAUUUUAUAUUUGACUGUUCAGUAUUCCUUUCAUCAGCCACCGCUCACUUGUAGAAUUUAUUUUUUUAUUUCCCACAUUUUUCUACUAGACAGUAAAGUCAUUCAUUCACUUCCAAACUGUGACAUUUAGCCAAAUGAUGGUGGCAAGGGAUGUGUCGGAGCAACAUUCCAUCACAAAUUUUGAAACUAAUUCUCUUUUCUAACGGUUUUUUUUUAAUACACUGAACUUGUUUUACAGAAGUCGUCUUGUGUUUUGUCUGUGCUCAUGUGAGAAACAUUGUGUUAUUUUUUUUCUUUUUCCAAGUGACCAUGGGUUUAAAGCAGUAUUUGUACAUAUUGAAUUUGUACUGGCAAUAAAUAGCAAAUUGAAAACAGAGGAUAUCAGAUAACAUGAGGCACAAUUUAUCCGCCUUGAGCAUAGUUACAAAUGAGAACAUUACAUGUACAAGUUACCCAGUGGAUCUGAAUACGAUAUAUCCCACUUUGCUGCAAAUUUAGAAUUUACUAUUAAAAAGUGGCAAUGUAAGACUACAGAGUGCUGUUUGUGUAUAAGUGACCUUCUGUGUGUUAAUACUUUUUUGGUUGUAGGUAUUGGACAUAUUGUCCAGUUUUGCCUCAAUAUUGUACAUAAAUGCUAAAAUGUUUCCCCCCCCCCCCCCCCCCCACCCCCCACCCCAGUACCUUAUUGUAAAUAAGGCAAUAAGCUGUUCAAAUUGAUCAUUUUACAGUACAGUAUUUACUGUCUAGUGUUGUUUCAAACUUUUUUUGUCUUCAUGAUUUGUGUAAAAACUCAGGAACUGUUGUUGUACAAUGCCUACUGUCAAUGGUUGAUUUUUGUUAUGAUUAAAA